Neoarthrinium moseri is the source of this 696-nucleotide messenger RNA. RefSeq lists its product as uncharacterized. The record is from RefSeq and is a predicted model, not a curated record. Lineage: Eukaryota; Fungi; Ascomycota; Sordariomycetes; Amphisphaeriales; Apiosporaceae. The transcript is spliced from 4 exons. Bases 1 to 696 code for a protein of 231 amino acids.
AUGUCUUCACCACCAGUGAUCCUCGUCACUGCCGGUUCGGCAGGUCUCGGGGCUGCGGUCGCGCAUUGCUUCGCGGAGAACGGAUUCCGAGUUGUCAUCAAUUAUCGUUCGAGCGCCGACAAGGCCGCAAGACUUCUCAGUAAUCUGCCAAGGCAAUCCCAUGCCACGAAUGACACACACAUCUGCGUACAGGCCGAUUUGGAGUCCCGUGGUGAUGUUGAGAGACUGGUUACCCAAGCCUACUUGAAGAUGGGUCGCCUAGAUGUGGUCUUCUCUAACGGCGGGUGGACGAAACCUCGGGACAUGGAGAGCAUCGAGGACAACAUGAUCGAGGAAGAGUGGGAUAGGGCCUUCAAGAUGAAUGUAAAGUCGCAUCUUUGGCUGUUAUAUGCUGCAAGAGCACAAUUGGAUGCUACGGAGGGAUGCUUUAUUAGCACAGCCUCUGUGUCGGGUAUGGGACAUAAUGGGAGUUCUCUGGCAUAUUCCGUCACCAAAGCCGCACAGUUACACAUGAUAAGAGGACUUGCAUGCAUGGCGGGACCCAAAAUCAGAGUGAACAGUGUCUCGCCAGGUCUUUUACAGACGGAAUGGGCUGAACGAUUCCCUCCCGCGGCUCAAGAGGCUCAUAGACAAAAGACCAAACUAAAACGCAUGACAGGAGUCAACAUUGUUGUCGACGCUGGUUACAUUCUUUGA